AUGUCUUUAAUCGGCACCUUACGGGGUGACUUACCACAGCAGACGCGAUCACUGUAUCGACAGUUAUUGCGCCAGAGCAAAGAAUUCAACUCCUACAAUUUCCGCGAAUAUGCGAGGCGACGGACCCGAGAUGCUUUCCGAGAAAAUGUUGCGGUACAAGAUUCGCGCCAGAUCCAAGAGCUGAUCCAGAAGGGGUUGAAGGAACUCCAGGCGAUGAAGCGACAAACAAUCAUUGGACAGUUCUACAAGAUGGAUCGAUUAGUAGUGGAGGGAGGACAAUCGGGCAAAGAAACCGGUCAAUCAGGAGAGAUAUUGAGGCAAAAAGACACAGGGCAUGACUAA
This is a messenger RNA of Trichoderma gamsii, 342 nucleotides long. RefSeq lists its product as hypothetical. The transcript is spliced from 5 exons. NCBI's taxonomy places the organism in Eukaryota, Fungi, Ascomycota, Sordariomycetes, Hypocreales, Hypocreaceae. Gene Ontology annotation, cellular component: mitochondrion; L-cysteine desulfurase complex. Gene Ontology annotation, biological process: iron-sulfur cluster assembly. The coding region runs from base 1 to 342 and encodes 113 amino acids. The record is from RefSeq and is a predicted model, not a curated record.